UUUUACAGACACAUCAGUGAUGAACCAACAGCAGUCAGACAGUAACUUCACUCACAUACAGUGUCAUGAAAUGCUCUCUUCAAUACACACAUACACAGCCUGUCUCUCUCUCUCUCUCGGAGAGGCUUGUCUCGGCACAGGGUCAAAUCUCUUCAGUUUCAGAUCAGAUCAGAUCAGAUCAGAUCAUCUGUUUGGAUAUUCCACAUGUGCUCUUCAACAGAAGCAUGAACGGGAUCCCACUGUACUGUACAACACACUUCAACAUGGAGGCUGUAAGUCGCAUUUAACGGAAUUUGGAAUCUGAGGGAUAUACAUAAUGGAUUCCUGGACAUUUUCGUUCUCACCCAGUAACCUCCCCAGCAAUCUGUCUGGACUCCCCAUGUACGAUGACAUCAUGCUCGGCAACAUAUCUGAAGACGGCCUGGGAAACGAGACGGACCAGAGCUUGACCAAAACCAGCACAGCCGUCAUCACCUUCAUGUACUUUAUUGUGUGCGCCAUCGGUCUGUGUGGAAACGCUCUGGUCAUCUACGUCAUCCUGCGAUACGCCAAGAUGAAGACGGUCACCAAUAUCUACAUCCUGAACCUGGCGGUGGCAGACGUGCUGUUCAUGCUCGGUUUGCCCUUCAUCGCUAUCCAGUUGGCGCUGGUGCACUGGCCAUUUGGUUCAGCUCUGUGCCGUGUGGUCAUGACUGUGGACUCUCUCAAUCAGUUCACCAGUAUUUUCUGUCUGAUGGUGAUGAGCAUCGAUCGGUACCUUGCUGUUGUGCAUCCCAUCAAGUCCACCAGAUGGAGGAGGCCCAAUGUCGCAAAGACCAUUAAUCUGGUCGUGUGGGUCGUGUCUCUCGUCGUCAACAUCCCAAUCGUAAUCUACAGUGGGCUGAUCACCAAACCUGAUGGCUGCUUCUGCACUAUUGUGUGGCCAGAGCCGCAGGAGACCUACUACACCACCUUCAUGUUCUACACCUUCUUCCUGGGCUUCUUCCUGCCUCUGAUGGUCAUAUGUCUCUGCUAUUUGUGCAUUAUCAUCAAAGUGAAGUCCUCAGGAGUCAGGGUGAGCUCCAGUAAACGGAGGAAGUCUGAGAGGAGGGUGACGCGUAUGGUGUCCAUUGUGGUUGCCGUCUUUGUGUUCUGCUGGCUGCCUUUCUACAUUUUCAAUGUGACAUCGGUCACUGGCACUAUUAGCACCACGCCUUUUUUAAGGAGCAUGUUUGCCUUCGUCGUGGUGCUAGGAUACGCCAAUAGCUGCGCAAACCCAAUAUUGUAUGCUUUCCUGUCUGAGAACUUCAAAAAGAGUUUCCAGAAUGUGCUGUGCUUGAAAAAAGCGAGUGCUUUGGAUGAGGCUGAACGCACUAGUAGCAAACAGAACAAGCCGCAAAUCAUGAACGAGCCAACAGAAACUCAGAACACUCUGCUAAAUAGAGACCUGCAAACCAGCAUGUGACAAAACAAAGGUCGUUGCUCAGCAAACUAUGGAUCUGAAAUCAAUAGAAACUGUGGUCUCUACAAACAGAGUAAGAGAAGUGACUGUAAAACCAUUAAAUGGUAUUUAAAAUGGUUUCCAUUUUAAAGCCCACUGGCUUAGUUUCCCAAAGUUACAAACUAAUGGAUUUUUGGAAAUCUUAACAUAAUUUCCAUUCAUUGGUUAGAACCUGUAAAAAUCAUUGGUAAAACAUUAGUUUAGAGACCAAUUAUCACUAUUAACUAUUAGCUUAUAAGCAUGCCUAUUAUUAGCUAAUCAUCUGUUUAUUAGUGCUUAUAAAGCAUAUAUUCUGCAUGACCUUAUUCUACAUACCUAAUCAUACCCAAUAACUAAAUUUAACACCUACCUUACUAACUAUUAACAAGCAGCAAAUUAGGAGAUUAUUGAGGCAAAAGUCAUAAUAUUUUUUUUAAAGCAAGAAUUGGACCUUAAAGUAAAGUAAAGUUCACCAGUUCUUCCUAUCGACUAACUAUUAACUAUGAAACUCCGAAUUUUAUGUUUAUAGUUAGUUGUUAGGUUUAGUUAUAGGGUGGAUCAAGGGAUGUAAUAGAUUGUAAUGCAGAAUAAGGCAUUAAUAUGUGCUUUAUAAGCACUAAUAAACAGCUGGUAAAAUGAUACAACUAAUUAAUAGUAAGAAUUGGUCUCUAAUUUAAAGUGUUACUAUACUAUACUAUUUUAUAAAAAAAAAAUACUCUGGAUUGUUAUUUAUAAAGUAUAUUUAUAGAGUUCUUUAAGCAAAUUGUGAUUAUAAACAGAAGGACUAAGGUAUUCUCCAGUGUCACUGUGUUUGUAGAAAAUAUUCAGAAUCUAGUUCUUACAUUUGUUUUGUUUUUUAUUUUUAUUUUAUCCAUAAACAAUAGCAAACACCACCACCAUAAAUUCAUUACACUAUACAAAUAUGCUUUUUAAUUUACACCUUGUAGCCAGCAAAAUGCUGAACUGGAUUGUAUUGUAAUAUGUAUCACUCUGUUUUUGCAUUGUACGUGUUAAUUCGUCCAGAAAUACCAUAUUGCUGUAGUCUUCCUAAUAGCAGUUAAAGUCAAAAAUAGAGUCAUGGGUCUCUCUCAUAAUUUCUAAUAACUGUGCAAAGAUUCUGGCCUCUAUCCCUUUGAAUCACCGUAAUGUUAAGGGCAGAUAGUAAUCUAGAGAGAUUUUCCUCGUCUUAAUAUAAUGUUCAUUUGAAAAGGGCUAAAGCAUUGUCCUUAUGUUACUUCUGAGAUCAGGCAGGGACACAUGUAUCAUGAUCCAGCCUGAUCUUACACGCAAAACAUACAUAUGUAGACGCAAAUUAAAACGGUCCAAUGUGUAUAUAACUUUACAUAUUUACAGUGCCAUAGAACCUGCUUUGACCAGUUACUUAUUUAAUAACAAGACAUUUGAUUAUGAAGUCGCCUUUAAUUGAGCAUCUGCUUAUAAUACUUUGUUCACCAUGAAAAAAACAAUUAUUUGCGUCGCCAUAAAUAACCGUCGUUUAUUUGAAUAAAUGAUGGCAGUGGCAGAUUUACACACAAGCGGAGAUGUGGUGUUUGAACCAUAGCCAGGUUACAGUUCUGUUGAGUCUACCCAGGAAGCAGAAGAGCAGGAGAGGGCAGUCACGGCCAAGAAAGAGAAAAAACCAAUCAGAUCCUCUUCUUGAGCUCCUGAAGGAAGACGUGGCACGCCAGAAGGUUCUGUUUGUCAACAUUUCUCAAAAUCUUUAAAGUAAUGAAUUCUAAAUGGCUUAAACAAUCGUUAAUGAAUAAAUAUCUUUGGUUACACAUUAACAAAAAUAAAAGAUAAGUCGUGAAAAAUAUGUGUUGUGCCGUGUUGUGUGAGCUCUCAUGCUGCCUUCCUAGUAAGCCCAAGAACAAAAGAAGUGUUAAGGAUUAUAGGUUAAUAAAGCUGUAUAAACUAAAUUAACCUUAAGUAUACUGUAGGUAAGUAUACAUUUAAUUUUAAAAUAAGUAUUGGUAGCCAAAUUAAAUUAAAUUGUAUUUAGUUUUCAACUUACUAUUUUAAUUAGGAUGAUUUCUGUAGUCGUGGUCCUGGUUGACAUCCUUUAAGGCAGACACUUGGUUGCACAAUAUAUAUACACAGACACACAAAUAUGAAAACAUAACUUGUCACCAUAAUUAGUAAAUUCUUUUAUCUGGUAAUGUUUGUUAAGUAAAGGUCAAUUAUAGAGAAAAAGAAUGCAGUCUUUGGUGCAAAUGUUGGAUGCACUUCAAGUGCCUGAAGAAAGAUGGCUCUAAAUCACGUCUUCAUCAUUCCAAAAGUAUGCUCAAUAAUUGCGCGGAUGUCAUGGUUGCGAUUGGCUUCUCUGUGCAGGGGUACCCACCAUCACAAGGAGGAAAAAGCCCUGAGCUGGAUACUUUGCAUGGUUGUAAAUGGGGCUGUUCUGAAGCCCAGUGAGUCGUGGACACUCCCGAGGUACCCUACAAAAAUGUCUAAAAAUGGUCGCAUAUCCCUUGAAGCAACACUGUCCAUCAGGGCCAGCUGGUGGUUUUAUUCUCACAUGACAUCCAUCAGUUGCUCCAACAGCUUUACCAAAUGCCUGGUGAUUGGUGAGAGAAGCAAAGCAUGCACCAACCUGGAGCAGGUGUUCUUCUGACUUUGUUUGGGCCACAACCUCUGGCAGAAUUGCCAUGACUUCAUCAGCCACUGGCCAUGGCACAUCCCAAAAUCUGCGACACAACCCUGUAAGAUGAUUGGGCCAACCAAUACAAAAACACCAAUGUCUGGAGUGCUGUACCCCAGCCAUGUCUCCGUUGCUGAUGAGGCAGCUCCAAAAGUUAAUAGAGGCUCUCUCUUGUCAGACGAAAGUCUGCUUUUGUAUCCCCUCUUCUCAAGAACGGGGACAUGAGGAUUGAGCCUGCAAUACUUGAUGUAUGUCUGUAUAAAACAAAAUAAUAAAAAGUAUAUUUACAACUACAUA
Messenger RNA from Carassius auratus (goldfish), 4397 nucleotides. It is a transcript of the gene sstr2b, whose product is annotated as somatostatin receptor 2b. Gene Ontology annotation, biological process: neuropeptide signaling pathway; cellular response to glucocorticoid stimulus; cellular response to estradiol stimulus. The record is from RefSeq and is a predicted model, not a curated record. Gene Ontology annotation, cellular component: neuron projection; plasma membrane. Bases 317 to 1444 code for a protein of 375 amino acids. Lineage: Eukaryota; Metazoa; Chordata; Actinopteri; Cypriniformes; Cyprinidae. Gene Ontology annotation, molecular function: neuropeptide binding; somatostatin receptor activity. The transcript is spliced from 2 exons.